AUGUCGCACGGCAGCACGCACCACGUCGAGCUCACGCGCGUGAACCGCACGCUGAAGGAGUGGGAGAAGUCGCAGACGAUGAAGUCUCACGAGAUGCGGAUAAAGACCGCGAAGUCGUCGUUGUCCGAGGUGUUCAGCGCCCGAGACGCGCGCGCUCGCGGACGCUCGCCGUCGCGCUCGCCGCUCCCCGCGACGCCUUCGCCGGGAGAGGGCGCGGUCCCGACGCGCCGCCAGCGCGCGGCGGCGUCGCGCGCGGCGCCUUUAUCCCCGGCGAAGGACUUCCUCGCGUUCGCGACGAAUCUGAGACCGAACGAGAACGCCGCCGCGGCCGCCGCGCGCUCGCCGAUGACGCCCGCGUCGCGCGGCGCUCUGAACGUCGCCGCGCGCGGCGGCGGCGGCGCCGUCGGCGCGCGAAUCAACUCGCGAUACGCCGCGUCGCCGAGCCCGAGCGCGCCCGCGGAGCCGGAGCCGUUCCAUCGCGUGCGGACGUCCCCGGACGUCGCCGCGGGCGCGCUGCAACGACGCGCGCCCGGGAGCGCGCCCUCGCCGGAGUUCGCGGCGGCGUCCUCGUCCGGCGGCGCGCGACCGAGCAGCGGACGGUCCGUCGCCGCCUUCUUGAAGCGCAAGCAAGCGAGAGACGAGCGCGCGAGACGGUUACGCGAGGAGGAAGGGACGGCGACGGCGGCGACAGCGGCGACGGCGGCGACAGCGGCGACGGCGGCGACAGCGGCGACCGCGGACGACGCCGCCGCCGGUCUCGAGACCGCGGUCGUCCUGGACACGACCGCGGACGAGAGCGUCGUCGGCGUCGCGAACGCGAUCUCCAAGGCGCUCUCCCCGAGCUCGCUGUCGCCCGUGCAGAGCGCCGCGCGGGCGGUGUUCGGUCGCCUCCACUACGUCCGAGACGACGAGGAAGACGACGACGAGGAAGACGACGACCAGGGCGUGUCGAAGAUGGCUAGCCUCCUGGACGGCGUCUCGGAAGAGGAGGAGGAGGAGGAGGAGGAGGAGGAGGAGGAGGAGGAUCCCGUAGUGGACGACGACGACGCGGGAGACGCGCCCCCCCUGUCGAGCGUCCUCCCGACGCCGGCGACGACGCCGAGCCCGCUCAAGUCGUUCGCCGCGGCGUCCUCGCUCGCGGAGCUCCGGCACGCGCCGCCGCCAUCGACGCUCGCCGGGGUCGCGUCCUCGCACUCCGGGCGGUACGCGCCGUCGACGCUGCGCGGCGAGGAUGUCGACCUGGACUCGACCGCGAUCGACGUGGACGACGACGCGGGCGGCGGCGGCGGCGGCGGCGGCGGCGGGGACGUCGAGGCAUACAGCGGCGAGGGCGAGGAGUUGUUCGGCGUGGACGACGAGGACCUGUCGCCGUUUAAGAUGCCGUCGCCGAGCGUCUUGAAACAGGCUGCGGCGGCGCACGCGAGGAGCAUGAGCCUCACGAAGAGCGGGCUGGUCGCCGCGCUGAACGCGGAGGCUGCGGAGGCGGGCGUCGCGCGCGACGAGGCGUCGGACGACGACGACGAGGCGUCGGACGAUGACGACGAGGAGGACGACGACGGACGCGUCGCGUCGAAGGGCGCCGCGGGGCUGCGCCGAGGAGGACGCGGGUAG
This is a messenger RNA of Micromonas pusilla CCMP1545, 1611 nucleotides long. RefSeq lists its product as uncharacterized. Lineage: Eukaryota; Viridiplantae; Chlorophyta; Mamiellophyceae; Mamiellales; Mamiellaceae. The transcript has a single exon. The record is from RefSeq and is a predicted model, not a curated record. The coding region runs from base 1 to 1611 and encodes 536 amino acids.